AGAGGUUCUUAGAACCAUUUAAAUGGAGCAUCCAGUCUGGGGAAAAAAAGCCAAAAUCCUGUGAAAUUCAAGGUGUUCUAGACACACAAAAUAAGCACUGCCUUACUCACACAACAAACUAAGCCCAUGUUUAUAUUCCCCAUGCCACAAUAGUCUCUUUCUGAAUAGUUAAUAUCCCCCUCUGUUUAUCUUGAAUAAUGUUCUUAGUAUCUUGAAUAACUGGAACAUCAUUUUUAUGCAUUUUUAUGCAUUUUUUUAAAAUGUAAUUUGCAUAAGUGUAUGCAUGAUUGUAUAAUAAGAUGUCAUUUUAGACGCAUUGGGAAUAACCUUGAAAUUGCAAUUCAUGUGGUGAUAAUACCUCACAAGUUUUCAGACCCAGUACUUGAACCUGUUAAGAGGGAGUAAACACUUUCUGAAAUAACUCUUUUUUCCAAGAUCUUCAAGAAAGAGAAAACAUGAUUCAAUGGAGUUGGGAAAUGGCACCAGAGUAAAAGAAUUUAUAUUUCUGGGACUUACUCAAUCCCAGGACCUAAGCUUGGUCUUGUUUCUUUUUUUAUGUCUUAUGUACAUGACGACUCUGCUGGGAAACCUCCUCAUCAUGAUCACUGUGACCUGUGAGUCUCGCCUUCACACGCCCAUGUACUUCCUGCUCCGCAAUCUAGCCAUCCUUGACAUCUGCUUCUCCUCGAUAACUGCUCCUAAAGUCUUGCUGGACCUUCUGUCAAAGAAAAAGACCAUAUCUUACACAAGCUGCAUGACACAGAUAUUUCUCUUCCACCUCCUUGGUGGGGCAGACAUUUUUUCUCUCUCUGUAAUGGCGUUUGACCGCUACAUGGCCAUCUCCAAGCCCCUGCGCUAUGUGACCAUCAUGGGUAGGGGACGAUGCACUGCCCUCAUCACGGCCUCCUGGGUGGGGGGCUUUGUCCACUCCAUUGUGCAGAUCUCCCUGCUGCUGCCCCUCCCUUUCUGUGGACCCAAUGUUCUUGACACUUUCUACUGCGAUGUCCCCCAGGUCCUCAAACUCGCCUGCACUGACACUUUUGCUCUUGAGCUCCUGAUUAUUUCAAACAAUGGCCUAGUCACUACCCUGUGGUUUAUCUUCCUGCUUGUGUCCUACACAGUCAUCCUAAUGAUGCUAAGGUCUCAGGCAGGAGAGGCCAGGAGGAAAGCCAUCUCCACAUGCACUUCCCACAUCACUGUGGUGACCCUACAUUUCGUGCCCUGCAUCUAUGUCUACGCCCGGCCCUUCACGGCCCUCCCCACAGAUAAGGCCCUCUCUGUCACCUUCACUGUCAUCUCCCCUCUGCUGAACCCUUUGAUCUACACUCUGAGGAACCAGGAAAUGAAGUCAGCCAUGAGAAGACUGAAGAGAAGGCUCAUGCCUUCUGAAAGGGAAUAGAAAAUGAAUCCAACUCUUCAUGAUCAAAGACGCCUUAUAUUAUUUUUCCCAUGAAUUCACAUUUACAUUCUCAGAUAUAAUGUCAACAAACCAACUAUACUGACUAUGAACAAUUUGUUUUCCUACUUCAGUUAGUAAAUAACUAAUCAUCCAGGCUUCUGUGCAGCAUGAAGUAACUAGUGUUUCAGAAGUGAACUGACUGAUAUUUUUCCAAAGACCAAGUAACCUUAUGUCAAUCAAGACAGCUAUAUGGCAGGCAGAUAAGAGAUUAAUUCCAACACUUUUUUCAGAAGAUAAGGAAAUAAAAGUCUAGAGAGAUAAAGUGAUGUGUUCAAGGUCUCAUAUUAAUUACAGAGACAUCUUCAGAUACCCAACCCCAUUGUUUUUCUACUACAUUAAUGUAAUUUAUUACAUGGUUGGACCUAUCUAUACCAAUCUAUAAUCCUGUUCCAGAAGGAUCUUAUGAUCAGUGCCUCUGGAGUACAUAUAUGUGAAUAUGUAUGGCCUAUCACAUAUUGAGAAAUUUGCCUCUGCUGAGUUAAACUAAAGUGGGCUCAUGAGCUACUGAGAACUUCAUAGGUACAUAAUGGUUAUCCCCCUGGAUUCCUAUCAAGAUUGAUGAAGCUUGGGAAGAUUUCUCAUUAUGACCUAAAGGCAUGUAUCUUAAUGCAGAACUAGACAUGCCAGACAUUCUCAUUAUGAGUUUGAAUAAAGGCAGAACGCUCUAGGCCAGGCGCCAUGGCUCACACUUGUAAUCUCAGCACUUUGGGAGGCUGAGGCGGGUGG
Messenger RNA from Cebus imitator (Panamanian white-faced capuchin), 2185 nucleotides. Its product is annotated as olfactory receptor 4D11. Gene Ontology annotation, cellular component: membrane. The record is from RefSeq and is a predicted model, not a curated record. The transcript has a single exon. Gene Ontology annotation, biological process: G protein-coupled receptor signaling pathway. NCBI's taxonomy places the organism in Eukaryota, Metazoa, Chordata, Mammalia, Primates, Cebidae. Gene Ontology annotation, molecular function: olfactory receptor activity; G protein-coupled receptor activity. Bases 464 to 1399 code for a protein of 311 amino acids.